Indicator indicator is the source of this 2241-nucleotide messenger RNA. RefSeq names its product collagen type XXV alpha 1 chain (gene COL25A1). The coding region runs from base 1 to 2241 and encodes 746 amino acids. NCBI's taxonomy places the organism in Eukaryota, Metazoa, Chordata, Aves, Piciformes, Indicatoridae. The record is from RefSeq and is a predicted model, not a curated record. The transcript has 41 exons.
AUGGGAGGCAGAGGGAAGGAGAUGCCGGCAGCCGCAGCUGAAGGGUGCCGGAGCACGCCGGGGAAGAGCCGCGGAGCUGCAGGACAGGAUGGCAGCGAGAAGCAGGGCUGCGGCGGGCAGCGCUGUCCGCGGCGGGCCGGGCCGUGCGGCUCGGCGCUGGCCGCUCUCCUCUCCACAUUGGCGGCUGCCUCCUGCCUCUACCUGGGGGUGCGGACCAGCGACCUCCAGGCAAGGGUCGCGGCCAUCGAGGGAACCCGAGGGGGUUUCUCUGCCUCCGCCCCGCUCCCGCCGCUGCCCGGCUUUUCCCUGGAGCAGCUGAACGCAAUGAUGCAGGAGAAAGUGGAGCGACUUCUCGCCCAGAAAUCCUAUGAGCACUUGGCAAAGCUACGAGUAGUGAGAGAAGCGCCUCCAGAGUGCAACUGCCCACCAGGUCCUCCAGGGAAAAGAGGUAAGCGGGGCAGAAGAGGAGAGACUGGACCUCCUGGUCUACCAGGGAGAAAUGGCUAUCCGGGUCCGAUUGGUAUGGAUGGAAAGCUGGGUCAGCCUGGUCCUCAAGGCCCUCCCGGUCCAAAAGGCGAGAAGGGAGAUCAAGGUGAUCAGGGCCCUCGGAUGGUGUUUCCUAAAAUCAAUCAUGGGUUUCUCUCUGCUGAUCAGCAGCUCAUUAAACGCCGCCUCAUUAAGGGGGACCAAGGACAAGCUGGACCCCCUGGGCCUCCAGGGCCACCAGGACCCAGAGGUCCCCCAGGAGACACGGGCAAAGACGGUCCUCGUGGGAUGCCUGGCAUACCGGGUGAACCAGGAAAACCAGGAGAACAAGGAUUGAUAGGACCUCAGGGACCUCCAGGACAAAAGGGUUCUGUUGGAGUGCCUGGUGUUCCAGGGAGAGAUGGACAAGUGGGUGAACCUGGUUUGCCUGGCAUAGCAGGAGAGAAGGGAGCAGCAGGGCUUAAGGGUGACCCUGGAGAAAGAGGAGAAAAGGGUGAUGCUGGAGAAAAUGGACCCAAGGGUGACACAGGAGAAAAGGGUGACCCCGGUUCUUCUGCUGCAGGAAUUAAGGGUGAACCCGGUGAAUCUGGACGUCCAGGACAAAAGGGUGAACCAGGUCUUCCUGGGCUUCCUGGACUCCCUGGGAUAAAGGGUGAGCCAGGUUUCAUUGGUCCACAAGGAGAACCUGGGUUGCCAGGGCUACCAGGAACAAAGGGUGACAGAGGAGAGGCAGGCCCUAUUGGGAAGGGUGAGCGAGGUGAACCUGGAAUGCCUGGACCAAAGGGGAAAACAGGUGAACCUGGAUCUAGAGGCCCAAAAGGGUCAAAGGGUGAUACAGGUGACAGAGGUGACCCAGGAUCUGCAGGUCCACAAGGACCACCUGGACAGAAGGGUGAUCAAGGUGCAACAGAGAUAAUUGAUUAUAAUGGCAAUAUCCAUGAAGCUCUGCAGAGGAUUGCCACCCUGACUGUCACGGGGCCACCAGGACCACCAGGACCUCAAGGGCUGCAAGGGCCAAAGGGUGAACCAGGAUCCCCAGGAACUCCAGGAGUUGAUGGGGAGCAGGGUCCUAAAGGCUCAAAAGGAGAUACAGGUGAUCCUGGAAUGCCUGGAGAAAAAGGAGGAAUUGGACUGCCUGGACUGCCAGGAGCCAAUGGUAUGAGAGGUGAAAAAGGAGACGUUGGCUUGCCUGGUGCCCAAGGUCCUUCAAUGAUAGGACCACCUGGACCACCGGGGCCUCAUGGUCCUCCAGGCCCUAUGGGACCUCACGGACUGCCUGGUCCAAAGGGUGAACCAGGGUUAAGUGGUCUUAAAGGAUUGAAGGGUGAACCAGGUCACAAGGGUGACAGAGGGCCCCUUGGUCUUCCAGGAGCAUCUGGCUUUGACGGGAAGCCAGGACCCCGGGGUAUAGAUGGCCCAGUUGGUCCCCAUGGCCCUGCAGGUCCUAAAGGAGACAGAGGUGAAAAGGGAACUGCAGGUGACCCUGGACCCAGAGGACCAUACGGCUUGCCUGGCAAAGAUGGCGAGCCUGGCCUUGAUGGUUUCCCUGGUCCUCGUGGAGAAAAGGGUGAUAUAGGAGAAAAGGGAGAAAAGGGGGAAAAGGGAAAGAAAGGCAAAAAAGGGCCUAAAGGGGAGAAAGGAGAACAGGGUGCUCCUGGAUUAGAUGCACCUUGCCCGUUGGGUCCCGAUGGAUUACCAAUGCCUGGCUGUUGGCAAAAGGGAGUCACACCCUGGCUUAUUGCUAAAAAGAGAUAA